Messenger RNA from Thrips palmi, 2918 nucleotides. RefSeq names its product zinc finger MYND domain-containing protein 10 (gene Zmynd10). Lineage: Eukaryota; Metazoa; Arthropoda; Insecta; Thysanoptera; Thripidae. The coding region runs from base 151 to 1524 and encodes 457 amino acids. The record is from RefSeq and is a predicted model, not a curated record. Gene Ontology annotation, biological process: outer dynein arm assembly; motile cilium assembly; inner dynein arm assembly. Gene Ontology annotation, cellular component: centriolar satellite; cytoplasm. The transcript has 12 exons.
AUCUUCUUUUGUUGUUUAUUUAUUUACAAAUGGCGCUAGGCGUUUGCUGUUUUGAAACUUGUUCCAAUUUCAUACUACCUUCUCUCCCCUGUCUACGCCCUUGAGGUGUAGUUUUAGUUCUAAUUUUGUCACUUGAAUAUAUUUAUCGACAUGGACGAAGAUACGUUUGAUGUAUUGAAUGCUGCUGAAAUUGAACAUUAUGUUUUAAGUCUGAGACCCAGCAAAAUAGAUGAGUUGGGAACAGAAUUUUGGCUGCAAACUCACGAAUUCAUGCAAAAAUUAAGUCAGCAAGCUGUGCUUGAGGCAUCUGAACACCGAGAGGAAGUGGUGAAAGAACUCAUGGCUACUCAUUCCAAAGUUUCAGUUCUGGUUCAUGAAGCAAUAUGCAUUUCUGUUUGGCGAGAGAAAGUGCUUCCUGAACUGCUCCGUCUAGAAGAAAAUAUUAAAGACACUUUUUUAGUAUACUGUGUGUUAUUUCAUGAAGCAACCGCUGUGGCUCUCUUAGAAACUGUCCUUUUCCAUGGGGAUUCAUGUGAAGCUCUUGGUGACACUGCUGUGGAUUUGCUUGAUUAUUGUAUGCCUCUCAUCUAUCAAAUAUGUGCAGGGUACAAGAGCCCUAAAGAGCCUUCUGAAGCAUCCCCAAUGGAUAGCAUCAAGGACCAAGAAAUGAUUAUUUGUUUUAAUAUAGGCAUGAGAUGUAUAUCUAUUUUGCAGUACUUAAUAGAAUCAAUGGAGAGCUUGCCACUUGCGGUGACCUCAAGGCUUUACACACAUCAUGAUGUCCCCCUCCUUUUGGUCCAUUUGCUUGAAGUUAGGCCUUGGGAGAGGACUGAUCCGAAGCAUCCAGGAAGGAAACUCAAAUUCUCUGAUGGGCAAUGGAUUGAAGUCAAAGGGGAAGAUGUUUUAAAAUUGACCCGAACAGAAGGCCAGGUUUGGUUGGCUCUCCGUCAGAUACUCCUCAGAGAGAGCUGUGCACGACUGUAUGACUUUUCAGACUUUAGAAGAAGUCAACUUCAAAAGGUUUUGCGAUAUAUGACCGACCCACUGCUAGACCAAGUUUCACCUUUAAUAGAUUUAAAGCAGUUCCUGUGCCACCUCCAAAUAUCAUCUGGUCCAUCAUCUACAAGAAAACCACUCAUUCUAGAAGUUAUUCCUGAGAUAAGGAAAAACUUUUUGGAUUGGGGCUCACGCAAGUGGCGUAAAAUAGCCAAAAUUCAGUUGGGAACAUUUUUUCAAAAGGAUCAAGGUUCUAUUCAGAAAAUGGCUCAGAGCUUGAGUUCUGCAUAUAAUCUGGAUGUGCUUGACCGUCUUGGAGGAGAUAUGGCGAAGUGUGCUGGCUGUGGGGAUCCUGCUCCUAAACGCUGUUCUCGUUGUAAAACAGAGUGGUAUUGUGGAAGAGAGUGCCAGGUCAAGUGCUGGAGCAACCACAAACAGGUUUGCAAUUCAGUUGUGGAGGCUGCAGAGUACAUUGGAAAAAAGGAAACAGAAACAAAACAAAACAUAACAACACAGGAGAUAAUUUAAAGUUGCUUAAGUGGUAUAGAUAAAUUUAUUUCUCAGUCAAAAGACACAUGACAUUUUUUAAGAGGCGCUAAAAUUUGUUCCUAUGAGAAGUUUUGUUUUUACAAGAAGUACUGUCAGAGGACACACCUUGUGUUUGAAAGUGCAUUUGCCAGCUAUAAAGAAGGGUCUUCUUUAGUAAUCUAUUUUCCUCAAUCAUGGCUACAUUCACAUUUGUUACAAAUAAAUAAAUAGAAAUUUUGCAAAGGCAUGCAGUACUGCUUUGCAAAUAUCAAGAAUCAAGUAGUUUUGCUUCAAACAAUGUUUGGCAAGUGCAGAAUAUGGUGUGCAAAAUGUACACAUAUACAAAUAUCAUUGCAGUUGGAAUAAUUUAAUCCCCUUGGGGAAAUUCCAGAGACAUCACAAUGACUAAUAUGUCCUUUAGUGAAAACAACUCAGAAAAAUAGGCUAGGCAUUUUACCAAAGACAAUUCUGUUGUGAUAACUAUGUAUCUUUAUUUUAAGAUGGGAACAUUUUCAAAAUGAAAGAGAACACAUUAGAUUUUUUUGUUUUUGUUGAUUUUCUUUUUUACAUAAAUUAAAAUGACUUUGUCACAAGUGCUGCUAUUUCACUCCAAAUACUGUACAUUUUCAUGAAAGCAAUUCAUCCCGAAUUUAACAGCUAACAUACAUACACACAGUCAGCAUGCUCUACACACAGACAUAGCAUGCAUGCUGCACGUUUAUGAUCUUAUUAUGCUUAGUAUAACACAACUACAGUAUCUAUAUCAUAUAUGAAUAAACAUUUAACUGUAUAAUAGACAAGGGUUUAUGCAACUUUACAAGGCACCUAAUAUCAAAUAAUUCUGCACUGUAAAAUAUAGAAUUGAUAUUGUUCCCUAUUUGUAUUCACACCACAACAAUGUAAUAGCUUUAUCCUCCACACCUUAAACUUUAUGCCAAUUUCCUUUCUUUGAAAAUAGUAGAAGAAAGCAUUAACGGUCUAAUUUACAUUAAAACUCUUAACUUUUCAACUACAAUGUCAUGCGAUUGUUUAGGCUACAGCUCACUGAGAUCAUGCUAUAGUAACAUUGUUAAGGAGAAAGUUAUGAAAAUGCAACAGUAUUGUGAAAACACCUUGGUCUUGUGUUCAUUGUAUCCUCCCUUCCAGAAUUUUUUUAACAAUAACAUUCAGGCUAAAAAAGUCUCAAGUGAAUAAAAUGUGCCAAAACCUUCUGCAUAUUAAGCCACAUUACUGCAUAACAUAAACCUUAAUUAAUUAAAAUACAUACUUUCCUGAAAGGAAUGUCUAAAAUUUUGAGUGUCUUGAUUUUAAUUACUAUUCAAAUAUCACAGAUUCAUUAAAUCAUUUUAAGUGACAUGACUGGUCUUCUUUUAAAACUUAAAUUGAAACAUUGC